AUGGGUCGGAUGAGAUCUUCAAGAAUGAUGGGGUUAGGGCAUUGCAUGGUUUAUGUUGUCGUCCUUAGUGCCAUCGCAGCUGCAGCCUACCCAUACUCAUCCCCUCCAACACCACAAUACCAUUCGCCAAUCCAUAAACACAAAUCACCAUAUAAACCCAAAAAGUAUUCCCCAUACAACUCACCACCAUCUCCACCGUACUAUUCUCCUUCUCCAAAUGUGGACUACAAGUCUCCACCACCACCAUACGUUUACAGUUCCCCACCUCCACCAUACUAUUCUCCUUUUCCAAAAGUAGAUUACAAGUCACCACCACCACCAUAUAUCUACAACUCCCCACCUCCACCAUAUUAUUCUCCUUCUCCUAAGGUAGACUACAAGUCUCCACCACCACCAUAUGUCUACAGUUCCCCACCUCCACCAUAUUACUCGCCUUCUCCAAAAAUAGAUUACAAAUCUCCACCACCUCCAUACGUCUACAGUUCCCCACCUUUACCAUACUACUUGCCAUCUCCUAAGGUAGACUACAAAUCUCCACCACCACCAUAUGUCUACAGCUCCCAACCUCCACCAUACUACUCGCCAUCUCCUAAGGUAGACUACAAGUCUCCAUCACCACCAUACGUCUACAACUCCCCACCUCCACCAUACUACUCGCCUUCUCCUAAGGUAGAUUACAAGUCUCCACCACCACCAUACGUCUACAACUCUCCUCCUCCACCAUACUAUUCACCUUCUCCAAAAGUAGACUACAAGUCUCCACCACCACCGUACAUCUACAACUCCCCACCUCCACCAUACUACUCUCCCUCUCCUAAGGUUUACUACAAGUCUCCCCCACCACCAUACGUCUACAGCUCUCCACCUCCACCAUACUACUCGCCUUUUCCUAAAGUAAACUAUAAGUCUCCACCACCACCAUACGUCUACAGCUCUCCACCUGCACCAUACUACUCACCUUCUCCUAAGGUAGACUACAAGUCUCCACCACUUCCAUACGUCUACAGCUUCCCACCUCCACCAUACUACUCUCCUUCUCCCAAGGUUGACUACAAGUCUCCACCACCACCAUACGUCUACAGCUCUCCACCUCCAUCAUACUACUCGCCUUCUCCAAAAGUAGACUACAAAUCUCCACCACCACCAUACAUAUACAAUUCACCACCUCUACCAUACUAUUCCCCUUCUCCAAAAGUAUACUACAAGUCUCCACCACCACCAUAUGCCUACAAGACUCCCACUUAUUGA
Messenger RNA from Thlaspi arvense, 1248 nucleotides. The record is from the annotation of a GenBank genome assembly. NCBI's taxonomy places the organism in Eukaryota, Viridiplantae, Streptophyta, Magnoliopsida, Brassicales, Brassicaceae.